GUACUCAUCUGCCGCAAAGAAAAUUGCACUCGCAAACUAUAGAAGCACGUUUAACCAACGGUGAUUAAAAAUAAGACUUACAAUCACACAAUGGUCAUAAGGUUCACAUUACUAGUGGCACUAUGCAGUGUUGCUUACGGCGAUUACUACGGUCCAUCUUCGAGUCCAUCACAGGCUUUUUUCGGGGGACGAUCUUCCCUAGACUUUACGUAUCAGGUGCCUGAUAUUAAUUUCGCCAGUGUAAUCCCGGCGAGAAAUCCUCCAGCCAGAUUACCAGUCAACGGAUUUGGCAGCAACACAGCGGCGUCACAACCUCAAGCCAGCGUCUCAGGCUACAGUUUCAGCAAUCCGCCUCCCCCAUUAGGGACUGACACGGAUCCGGGAGCACAAACGUGUGGCUUGGCUCCUCCAUUCUGUCCUAAGUCCCGCUAUCGGACCAUUGAUGGUUCCUGCAAUAACCUGAUCAGACCAAAAUGGGGUCUGCCCCAGACUCCUUACGGGCGAUUGGUUCGCUACAAUUAUGCCGAUGGCGUAUAUGCAUGGCCGCGGUCAACCUCAGGUCGUCCCCUGCCGAACCCUCGCGCGAUCAGCUUGCGGUUGUUCCCGGACAAGCAACUGGUCGAUCCCAUUUGGAAUUUAAAUGCCCAACAGUGGGGUCAGAUUAUUACCCACGACAUGUCUCUUACGGCGGGAGUUGCUCAAUCUCAUGCGGACAUGAUCACAUGUUGUGACGCCAAUGGGCGGCUCACACCUGACUCCAGCAUAAAUCCUCAAUGCGCGCCUAUUAUCGUUCCUCGUGAUGACCCCAUACACGCGCCACAGGGCACUCAGUGUAUGAACUUUGUAAGGACUACUACCACUAGGGACAGAAGAUGUACCCCUCCAGGCGCUCCUGCUGAACCGUUGACAACUGUCACCGCGUAUAUGGAUCUGUCCCUGGUAUACGGCAGCAGCGCAGGCCAAGCAGCUCCGAUCAGAGCUGGCAGUGGGGGCCGCCUAUUGACGAUCCUGCGAAAUGGUCAGGAGUGGCCUCCUCAGGACCCUAAUAUCACUCUCACGUGCGAAUCGGCACAAUCUCUGAACGAACCUUGCUAUCUGGCUGGUGACAUCCGUGUAAACCAGAACCCUCAGCUGACAGUGCUUCAAGUAGUGCUGUUGCGCGAGCAUAACCGCAUCGCAGACAAUCUAGCAAAGAUAAAUCCGCACUGGUCUGAUGAGAUAAUUUUCCAAGAGGCCCGCCGCAUUCAUAUCGCCGAAAUUCAACAUAUCAACUACUAUGAAUAUCUACCUAUUUUCCUAGGGUUGGAAAACAUGAUAAAGAACAAGUUAAUCUAUCCGGAGGCUCACGGCUACAUCAAUGACUACAACCCCAACGUUGAUCCUACUAUCUUGGAUGAGCAUGCCACUGCAGCUUUUCGACAUUUCCACACCUUGAUCCGAGGAUAUUUACAGUUGAUCACAGAAAAGCGUAACCUGGUGGGUGCAGUGCGUAUCAGUGACUGGUUCAACAGACCUCUACUGUUAGAAAUGGGUCAAGCUUUCGAUGAUCUGGCCCGAGGCCUCACUGUACAGCCGCAGGACUUCAGUGACCAGUACUGGGACAGCGAAAUGACACAGUACCUCUUCAGGCGCAACAACACGUUUGGUGGAGAUUUGCGAGCUACGGACAUUCAGCGUGGUCGCGACCAUGGCCUUGGCUCAUAUGUGAAUACGCGGGCUGCUUGUGGCCUUCCUGUACCGAAAAGCUUCCAUGAAAUGAGUGACUACAUAUCCGAAGAGAACAUACAAAUCUUGCAAUCAUUGUACGAGUCGCCUCAGGAUGUGGAAUUAGUAGUUGCCGGGUCGCUGGAACGCAACGUUCCAGGUGCUCAGGCUGGCCCCACAUUCCUCUGCAUCCUCACUGAACAGUUCUACAGAACCAGAGUUGGAGACAGAUACUUCUUUGAAAACGGAGCUGAUACUGACAUCGCCUUCACUCCUAGUCAAUUGGCGGAAAUCCGCCAAUCAUCGAUGGCGCGAAUACUUUGUGACAACGUUAAUUCAAUUAAUUUUAUGCAACCUAGAGCCUUCGAACAAAUUUACCCUCAGAACAAACUCGUACCGUGUGAUGAAAUACCUGCUGUGGACCUUUCUUUCUGGCACGACAGUGAAUACUACAAAUAAGUUAUUUAUAUAUUAAUAUACAACCUAUGAAUGAAAUAAAAAGCGACUUUAAUUUGUAAUGUUGACGUACCGCGCAGUUUUCAGGUUAGUUUUCAAUACCAAAUUUUUGUGGCAAUUUUUAUUAUUUCAAUAUUCUAGAAUAUUAUCUUGAAGAAUUGUUUAAUAUUCGAAUGUAGUACCUAUUCAGAAUUAUUAUUUAAUAUUUCACGAUAAUAUAAUGUAAUACUUACAUAACAAAAAUUGUCACUGAAAUUAGAUACAGAAAACUAAAUUAACCUGAAAAUUAUCAACUCUGGAUUAGAAAAACUUUACGUAACCGAAGCAAACGGACUUCUUUCGAUGUUAAAUACAAAAAAGAUUGAAGAAUGAUGCCUAAAGUUCUAAUUUGAAGUCGUUUUUGAUUCCUUGACAAAACAUCUUUUUUAUGAAGACAUAAUAAAGUUAUCGAAAAGGUUGUGAUUAAACCUCGAAUUGUAACUUACAGUGUAAAUAUGAAUGUAAACGACAAUACUUAUAUGGAAGUACAAAUUUCAUUUUGAAAGGGCGCACCUUUGCGGCUGAUCGUAACGAUUCCAGCCCAUUCUUAAUUUAUUUGUACGUUAUUUUGUACAGGCAUUAUAUAGAAGUUUUUACGAAUGUGUUCGCAUGAGUCUCCGAGUUUUAAAGUCGGUUUGUAUUAAUCUCCUAAGCCUAACCCAGCAAACUACAAUGGGAAAAACGCCAAAUGCCCAAUGUACAAUGUUUUAAUAUACUUGACCCACUAAACGACGAUACUUAUAUGGAAGUACAAAUUUCAUUUUGAAAAGGCGCACCUUUGCGGCUGGUCGUAACGAUUCCAGCCAGUUCUUAAUUUAUUUGUACGUUAUUUUGUACAGACAUUGUAUACAAGUUUCUACGAAUGUAUUCGCAUGAGCCUCUGAGUUUUAAAGUCACUUUGUAUUAACCUCUUAAGCCUAACCCAGUAAACUGCAAUGGGAAAAGCGCUCGCGCACUACAAUGCUCUAAAAUAUCUAACCCACUAAUCAUCUAUUUGGUUCAACCUGUGAGCCGUAAAAUUAACUUUGGUAUGACUUUCUUAUUGCAUGAUUAGUGAAUGACGUUUUAAGAAACCUUUUAAGCCAAUUUGAUCUUUAAUUACAUUACAUGAAUACAAAUUUCAACCAAAAAGCUGGAAUUACUUUUUCUGUUGAAUGUGUAAGAAGGCUUUCAGAGCAAAAGGUGCUAGAGUUGAAUGUACUAAAUAUAACUCGAUGCUUCAGGCUUCAAGCAAGUAUACCCUCAGUUUUGUUUGAAACACGCAACCGAGAUUUUUUUUUAGUAUUUUUUUAGAUAUGGGUAGAAUUUGAUUAUAGAAGCGUUAAAUUAGAUUGCGAUAUUUUUUACUGCGUUUAUGUGAUCAUAUAAUAUCGAACCAUUACUGCCGGCUUAGCGUAAGCGACAAAAGACAAAUUUUACAGAAGAGGUUUUUUUAAAACAUUUAUACACAUAAAUGUGAUACUAAAUUGAAUUUCAAUAUAUACUGUUCAUUUUUAAAUUGGACAGUAUACAGAAGACACAAGGACACUACUGUCUUAGGAACCAUUAAGUCUCUUUUUCUGAAAACAAUUUUGGCAUAGUAAAUUUUUUGGUCAAGCGUGAGUUGUCCAUAAAAAGGAAUAAAAUUGAUAAACAUUUUUUUAGUGCUAAUCGACUUAGUUUCAUGAAGGGAUCAUUUGAUUGCAUGGAACGAAAAAAAUCGGGAAAAGCGAAGUUUGUCAAUAAUGGAUGUUAAGGCAAAAAAGCCUUUACAAUAUAUUUGUUAUCUCUAUCCAAAAAUUUUUGAGGCUGAAUGCCUCAAGCGUUUAAGGGAACAUUUGUGAUUAAAACUAUGCAAGUUUGGUUAAAGUAAACGACGAAAUAGUGAUGUACUAUGUCAGUUGAGAUAACAAGUGGUGUCGCUCACCUUAUGAUUUUUUAAUAUUAAUUGUGUCGAUCACAUCAAAAUAUUAAAAAAAAAAACAUUUGAACGAACGAUAAACACAGGUUUUGCUAUAAUUUCUAUUUGAUGUAAUUUUGUCGGGAAAUAUCGAUAUGUCCUUGUUCGUUAUAGUUUAAAAAACUACUUGCAAUAAAAAAUGCUGUUUAGGUAAAAAUGUCACUUACGCUAUCGUGACUCGAUAUUGUCUGAAUAUGAAUUCUUAGGGGCCUUACGAGGUUAAAAUAUUUGUAUUACUACCUACUACCACUAUUCUUCUAUAAUUAACCAAUGUGUUAGGUUUUAAAUUGUAUAUUUAAGAUGUAUUUACAGUGUUUUAAAAAUCUGUAACACAAAUCACACAUUACUUCGUAUACUUUUGAUACACACACACACACAUAUAUUAUAUCAUCUUGUUUUUUGCUGUGUGCUGCUUACUAAAUGAAUAUCAAUUACCAGCGCUCUUUUCUGUACACAAUUUAAAAAUGCAACUUAUUAGUACUGACCAUGUUUUAUGUAUAUAGCUAAAUGUAAGGUUUAGCAUUAUGUUAUCGAUUAUAUUAUAUUCAGCUUAAUACAUAUUAGUAAAUGUAAAAAUGAUUAACUGUUUAUAUGAAAUGAAUAAAUGUGCCUUCAUAAGUUUACUAAAUAAGAAAUGUAAAUAAAUUUUA
Hyposmocoma kahamanoa is the source of this 4788-nucleotide messenger RNA. Its product is annotated as peroxidase-like. Gene Ontology annotation, molecular function: heme binding; peroxidase activity. Bases 91 to 2163 code for a protein of 690 amino acids. The record is from RefSeq and is a predicted model, not a curated record. Gene Ontology annotation, biological process: response to oxidative stress. NCBI's taxonomy places the organism in Eukaryota, Metazoa, Arthropoda, Insecta, Lepidoptera, Cosmopterigidae. The transcript has 14 exons.